This is a messenger RNA of Micromonas commoda, 5853 nucleotides long. RefSeq lists its product with no specific name. The coding region runs from base 1 to 5853 and encodes 1950 amino acids. The transcript has 2 exons. The record is from RefSeq and is a predicted model, not a curated record. Lineage: Eukaryota; Viridiplantae; Chlorophyta; Mamiellophyceae; Mamiellales; Mamiellaceae. Gene Ontology annotation, molecular function: ribosomal large subunit binding; ubiquitin protein ligase activity. Gene Ontology annotation, cellular component: cytosol; RQC complex. Gene Ontology annotation, biological process: ribosome-associated ubiquitin-dependent protein catabolic process; rescue of stalled cytosolic ribosome.
AUGGGGAAGGACAAGGUCAAGAAGGCGGGCCAGGCCUCCGCGGCGGGAGCCCGCGCGAGUGGCUUCGGCGGCGGCGGAUCGUUCGGAGGGAUCGGGUUCGGUGGAUACUCCGGCGCGCAAUCCCUGUCGUCGCAGACCUACGACGAUGCCGCGGGCGCGGUCGAGGUGGACGACGACCUGGCGAGGGUCAUGGCCCGACUCGUGAAGCACAACACCGCGACCAGGCUCAAGGCCCUCGCGGACCUCGUCGACGUGUGCGAGGGACGCGCGUGCGGCGGCGGCGGCGGCGGCGGGGACGCGUCCGCCUCGGCGCCGUACGCACGAUCCCCCGAGGAGCUCGCCGCCGCGCUGCCCCAGUGGACGCUCGCCUACCGCAGGCUCCACCUGGACAACUCCCUCGCCGUCAGAGUCGCGUCGGCGAAGGCGAUGGCGGUCGUCGCUGGAGGCGCCGGCAAGGGCCUGGGGAAGCACCUCAGGCGCCUGGCCCCGUCCUGGUGGUUCGCCGCGCACGAUCCCGACGAGACGGUGGCGAAAGAGGCGCUCGGCGCCUUCGAGUCGGUCUUUCCCACCGACGCGAAACGCGCCAACGCCCUGCUGUUCGCGCACGCCGAGAUUUUGGACCAGGCUUCGGAGAAUCUCCUCGUCAGGUCCCCGGACGCGAUGCCCCACAGGGAGGGCACCGCCGACGAGCGCGCCGAGCGUCACGAGCGUUUGCUCGCGAGCACGGUCAGGGCCAUCGGCGGGUUCGCCAAGCGCGCCUUCGUCGGCGCCGAUUUCGACGCGGGUGACCCGAAGGCGUCGGCGGCGUUGGAAAAGCUCGGCGCCGCGAUUGACGCCGCCGGGUGCCUGGGUCCGUUCGUCAGGUCCCCGGCGGCCGCGCUGCGUCGCGCCGCGUACGUCGCGCUGAUGGACGUCAUCUCCUCCGGCGCCGUCGCGGACCGUCUGAUCGGCGAUGGGGCCCGGUGCGGGGAUCGACGAAAGAAAAUAGCCCGGCUGUGCGUCGCGACGGCGCUGGAGGAGACGGACGGGUCAAACUUUUCGGCGCUCUGGGAGCUGGUCGUGACGUACCCCCAGGCCAGGGCGGGGUGCUGGGACGACGUGCACGCGGGCGUUGAGGUGAUCCCGGCGCUGAAGUCGCACCUGGCGAGCGGGUGCCACGGCAACGCGACGGCGUCGGCGCCGUCCAUCCUUCCGUUCCUGUCGCUCCUGCCCCCUCGAGCUCUGACGGACUCGAGCUCUGACGUUCCCAAUUCGGCGGCGGGGGGUUCCGAAUCGGUUGCCAACGCGUCGGCCCUCGCGGACGUGCUCGCCGCCGCGUGGGAGGGCUGGAAGCUGUGCUGCACGCCGUCCAGGGCGGACGACGCCGCCGCGCUCCUGAGAUGCCAACGCGAGGGCUUGCUCUACGGACUCAUCGUCCUCGCCGAGUCCGCGGCGGACCCGAGCGCGUUUCGCGCGGGGCUCGUCAGCGCGUCCGUGCUGGACCGCUGGGCGCCCGAGUGCAUGGCGACGGCGACCCACGGCGACGUCGAAAGAAGAGCGCUGUGCGAGGUGCUCGCGACGAUCAGCUGCAAGCCGGAGCUCGACGCCGUCGCGGGAACGAUGUGGGCGGCGCUCGCGUCGAGAGCCGUCGACCUGUGCGGGGGUAAGACGGGCGGUAAGAUGGACGCCGCGGGCGCCGCUCGCGUCGUGACCUUUCAUCGAUGCCUCCUCCACGCGGCGGAGCGCAGGCGUUUAAAGACGGGCGAAGACGGGGGCGAUUGGGUCCGCGAGAGGUUCGCGAAGCCGGUGGCGUCGGCGGCGCUCGAAUCCGUCGCCGCGUACCCCGGCGACGCCGCCGCCGCAGACGUCGUCGCCGCGAUGGUUCGAUCGCACGGCGCCGGGUGCCUCCCAACGGACGAAGCGAUGCGCGGACUCGUCGACACGUGCGAGUCGCCCGCUCUGCUCGCCGCGGUGGUAUCCGCGGCUCCGGAGCUCUGGGACGACGCGCUCUCCUCUCUGUCCUCCAAAGCCGGGACGCUCGCCGACGUCCUCUCGCGACUGUCGCUCACCGGUGGCGUCGACGACGCGAAGAAAUGGGGCAGGGUUCGGCUGGACGAUGCUGUGGUCGGUGCCGCGGGCGGGGGCGUCGACGGCUCUGGCGUGGGCGCGCUCCUGAUUGCCGCGGCGCCCCUCGUGUCCUCGGGCGCGGCGGUUGAAGUCAUGACCAGGCUCGCGGCGACUGUUCGGCGAGGAGACGCCGCGGCGGCCGGGACGAGGGACGCCGCGGGGGCUUGGGCGUGGCCCCCGCCCGAUGGUGAUCGCGCCGGCGCGAGGGAGGCGUGGGAAGAUCUCUUCGAGGCCCUGUUUCUCGAGCACUUGACGUCGCGUGAAUCGCAAGAGGAUGAAAUCGAUGCGAACGGAUACGCUUCCUCGAGCGACGGGGAAGAAUCUAUUGAGAACGACGGGUCGUCGAGCGCGGAUGACGAAGACGACGACGACGACGACGACGAAGAGGAUGACGCAGAGGACGAAGAGGACGAAGUCGACUCGAAGCCACGGUCGUCAACCGGUGCGGGUGAUGAAGCUUGGGAAGCUCUGGAGCGAUCGGUGGCGUCAAAUCCCGUGGACCUCGGCCAAUCCUCCAUUCAUCGCAGGCUCGCAUCCGCCGCCGCCGAAUACCUCAUCGGCAACCGAGGAGCCAAGGCUUCGGCAAUCGCACACUCCGCAGUUUCCGUCCUCGUCGCACUCGGCGUCGAGUCGACUGAAGCCGGACGCGCAGUCGCGUCCGCCGCGUGGGAGUCGGGCAAAGACGCGCCGGAGACUCUGCCCGCGUAUCUCGCCGGCGUAGCGGAGCUCGUGGGAUGGGCUCCGGUGAUGGACGCGGCGAACAUCGAACCGGGCGCACCGUUCGAGUUUGCCGAUCGGAUCUUGUCCGUACCGUCCGUGGCCUCGUCGUUCGAAUCGUUCUUGCUAGCCGCGGAUAGGGGCGCCCCGCUGGACGGGACCCUCGCGCGACUGGCGUCCGUCGCGACGUCUCGAGACAAAGAAUCAGCCGACGCCGCGCUCGCACACGCGCAGCGUCUGCUUCGCAAAGUCCGACGACGCAGGGCGCAGUGGCUGGAGGACGGCGACGGCUUGUUCCGAGUUUGGUUCGAUUCCGUGCACGAGAAGGACGGGUCGAGCGGCCGAGCAACCGCGAGCGUGCUUCCCGCGUUGUUGCCGCCGCGAGACCGCCGCGACGCGUCUCAUUUAAAAUUCGUCGCGAACGCCGUGGCCGACGCCGCCGCGAUGGUCGCGCGGCGCAACGUCGCCCUGAGCGGACCGCUGCUGCUCAUCGCGGCGGCGUGCUUCUCGGAUCCGCAGGACGGUGGGUCGCGCGCAGGAUCGACGGCGGCGUCGAGGCCGGUUGUUGUCAAGAAGGGCGAGGCGCCCGAGCUUCUCGAUCUGUUCAGGAAACUUUCGCUGAGGGAAGCCGCGGAGGCGGCCGCGGCUGCCGCGGCUGCGCGAUUCGGCGCCGCGGACGGCGGCGCGGGUGGACCCGAUCAAACCCCGGAGGAGGCUGAGGAGGCUGAGCUCGGGGUCGCGGCGCUGAGCCUAGGGACGAUUGAAAAUUGCGCCGCCGACAUGGACGCGAGGGACUGGCAGACGAUAAUCGGCCGCCUCGAAUCGUGGACGCAGACCAGGGUGUUGCACGCGGAGACCGCGGCGGAGGAAACCGCGUCGAUCGCGGCGAGCGUGUGCCACGAGGAGAUCGGGAAAGAUGGACCCGUUCCCGUCGUUGAACACGCGCCGGUUGGUUGGAAAAUCGCCGCAGAGGCUGCGAGGAUACUCCUCAGGAUCGACGCCCUCCCCGUCGCAGUCGCGACGCCGGAUCCGUCUAAACCCGGCGAUCGCGGCGAUAUCGUCGCGUACAGCGUCAAGGGACCGGACGCCGGAGCCGUCGCGCGCCAGCUGGCAUCCGCCGAUUGGCCGACGGCUCGCGGAGACGUUCACGCCAGCCUCGCCAGAAUCGCGCUCGCGGCGGGGGCUCAGCUGCACUGCUGCAACGCGGUCAGAGACGAGGAAGCCGCGGUUGGAGCGUCCAUGAUUACCGCUUGGUGGCGAAUCAGAUCCGUCGAGGCGCCCCUGUGGGUAUACCUCGCGACAUUGUGGAGCUCCUCGUCGGGCCAGUCGGCAGUCGCGGCGACGAAUGCGUUUCGGGAGAUGGACCACUGGUCCACAGACGCCGGCUGCGGCACGAUUCCCUCGCUCUACGCCCUCAUGCUCUCGUCCAACGAUCGAAGCCGCGUCAUCGACGACAUCGAUGAGGACGUCGCGGAGUCUCUCACCAGGGCAUCGUACGCGCUGCUGUCCACGCCGGCGCUGCUCAAGCCCGCGGUGAUCGGCCUCGACGCCAACAUCGACGACGUGGCGCUCAUCGAGGAGGCCGUGGACAAGGCUGAGGACGAGGGAGACGCUCCCGACGGCGACGCUCCCGACGGCGAAAGCGAAGACGCCGUGUGCGAACCUGUGGCGCCCAGAUCCAGGGAUCCGGUGCAGAUCGCCGCCGCCGCGGCGGAGAAGGCGGCGAUUCGGGAACAGCUCGCGGAUGCGCUCGCGCCGAACCCUUCCGAUUCCGUCGCGACCGGGGGUAGGGGCUCCCCCGCGCCCAAGCGACGCGUCACCGGGUCCGCGCAUCGGGUCACGAGCGAGGGAACUCUGCUGUGCUGGAGUCUGCUGCUGCGCCUGACCACGCGCCUGCCCCACGGAUCGCGGACGAGGGAACGAUUACUCGAAUACGCCCGGGCGACCAAGGCUGUCCCGAGGCUCAUGUCCGCCAUCGCGCCGACGCUUCCGCUCGCCGAGGCAAACGCGAGGAUCACGCCGCGAGGAUCGAGACGCGGGUCCCUGUCCUCCAUCGUCGACGCCCCAGGGAGGGCGGACUCGCCGGCCCGCGGGGAGGACGCCGACGGCGCUGGGAUUCCCCCGGCGUGGCGUGAACUCGCUCGGCUCUCGAGGGACGCGGCGUCUUCCGGCGGAUCCGGCGGCGGGAAAGCGGCGGCGGGAGCGUCGGUGGACCCGCUCGACCCGGGCCUGCUCUAUCGACCCGUCGACCGGCUCUCGGGAACCUGCGACGGCGACGGCGACGACGACGACGACGUCGUCGGCGAGAAGAAGACGCGGGUCUCGUCCAGGCGAGCCGCGCGCGAGGCUGACGAGCGCAAGUCCGCCCGCCUCUCCGUCGGCCUCUACCACGCCGCGCUUCGAGCGCUUCCGGCGGCUGUGCGCGUGUGGUUCGCGGAUCUCAGGGAUAAGAACUUCGCGAGAGCCCUCGCGUCCGCCACCGCGUCUUGCGUCUCCCCCGCGCUGCUCGCCGCGGAGUUUGACGCCGUGGAGCGCGCGAGCAAAGGGACGUACGGCGGCGGCGGAUUGGACGACGACGCGGGCGAGCUCACGAUUAAGGCGUCGAGGGGUAACCGGGAGGUGGUUGCGCGUUACGACAUCGACGACGCGUGCCUGGAGCUGGUGGUUCGACUUCCCGCGUCGUACCCGCUCGGCGCGGCGGAGUUGGACUGCGCGAAGCGGGUGGGCAUAUCGGAGGCUCGACUGCGCAAGUGGAUGCUGACUGUCAGCUCCAUCCUUCAGCACCAAAACGGCGCAGUCGCGGAGGGUCUGAUGCUGUGGAGGUCGAACAUCGACAGGGAGUUCAAGGGGGUGGAGCCGUGCCCGAUCUGCUACCUGGUCAUCCACGGCACGAACCACCAAACUCCGAGGCUCGUCUGCAGGCAGUGCAGCAACAAGUUCCACAGCGCGUGCCUUUACAAGUGGUUCCAGAGCAGCAGCGGCUCAAAGUGUCCGCUCUGCCAGGUGCCGUGGGGAAGCAACUAUCGGUAG